AAUAUUUUGGUGUGGGCUUCGGAAAAUGCGCACGCUAGGGCCAGAAAUUGGAAUGUGGCUGAGUCACGUGUCUGCCAUGCGCUGUGGCUCGACGUGGACUCCACUGACUGUGGCUUUGUUUUCCCUGACUUAGCCCGGACCCACUGGGCAUCUGCCAAUCCUCCGACUCCGACAGGGGCCCGAACGCCUCGACCAAGCGGCGGCCUCUGAUGAAGAAUUCAAAGUUGCAUUAAACUGGAAAGUUCUGCCAGUUAUUAAGCAGUCAGGACCUCAGUAGAGCUUUCGAGCUUGUAUUGGAUCGCCCUGCCUUGAUUUAUAUUAUUGCGCGCUUGACGAGACCAAGGUUGCUGCCGGCUUUUCUGUUCUGCUUUCUCCCGAGUCGGUCGAUUCGACCAACCAAGUCCGCGACCCUAUCCCUCCGCGCGCCUCGCUGCCAUAACUCCCGUAGCGGCAACAUUCAGACGCCACCGGAUACCGCGACAUUACAAUGGGUCAAAGCGUGUCUUGGUUGUCCAACUUGUUCUGGGCGAAGAAAGAGAUCCGGAUCCUCAUCCUCGGCCUGGACAAUGCUGGAAAGACAACACUCCUAUACAGGCUCAAGAUCGGCGAAGUCGUAACAACGAUACCGACGAUCGGGUUCAACGUCGAGUCUGUCACAUACGGGAAGCUCAACUUCAAUGUCUGGGAUCUGGGUGGGCAGACAAGCAUUCGGCCGUACUGGAGGUGUUAUUAUGCGAACACGGCAGCUGUCAUCUUCGUGGUGGACUCGACCGAUAUCGAGCGUCUACAGACGGCUGCCGAUGAGCUUGCGGCCAUGCUGAACGAAGAAGAACUGAAAGACGCAGCUCUCCUGGUGUUUGCGAACAAGCAGGAUCAACCAGGGGCGAAGGGUGCGGCCGACAUCUCACAAGCGCUCCGACUCGGUGAACUCAGGGACAGGAAUUGGAGCAUCAUGGCGUGCAGUGCGGUGGAGGGUUCGGGGAUCCAGGAAGGAAUGGAUUGGCUUUCGCAAACCGUAUCACAGGAUUGAAGGACGGUGCGGUUCCUGACUCGUGACAUGUGGGCUUCUGUACAUGAUGGGUAUGGCUCUUAUAUCAUUCCGGCCUCUUGGGUACUGGGACAAGGCUGCCGACCUUGCGGCGUUUGGACGGCUAUCCGCCUCGGCUCAUGGACUGCACAUCAUGCGAAGGCGUAGGCUGCAUCAGACGGGGUAGGACAGCGUUUCGGCACAUGGAUAUACGAACUUUACAAUUUUUAAUGCAUGAGACCCGGCACCGUACUGUUGGGCAUUAUUUUCGCAAGACUUCACAUAACGUUACGGGAGCAAAUCAAUGUGUUUCUAAGUGGUUACGCAGAUUUUGGGUAUCUAGAGUAAUGCUGCCAUUGUUCGCCAGAUCGUCCGCAUAGGC
This is a messenger RNA of Chaetomium strumarium, 1409 nucleotides long. RefSeq names its product ADP-ribosylation factor family-domain-containing protein. The transcript has 4 exons. The coding region runs from base 488 to 1030 and encodes 180 amino acids. The record is from RefSeq and is a predicted model, not a curated record. Gene Ontology annotation, molecular function: GTP binding; GTPase activity. Lineage: Eukaryota; Fungi; Ascomycota; Sordariomycetes; Sordariales; Chaetomiaceae. Gene Ontology annotation, cellular component: cytoplasm; Golgi apparatus. Gene Ontology annotation, biological process: intracellular protein transport; vesicle-mediated transport.